UCAGCCCAAGUGGGGAAAGUGUCCUGCUGUCCGCAGCAAAUAACAGGAAAAAGGAAAAGGGGCAGGAAAAGGACAAGGAUGCUGCGGAUGAGGACCUUGGCGGUGCUGGCGAUCGCCCUGUGCAUCCAUGCGCUCGCGGGACUUCAGUGCGCAGGCGCCGUGGGCAAGACGUGCAACAACGGAGGAGGAGGACAAGACUGUGCACAAGACGGAAGCGAAGUGUGCCAGCUCGGCUCGUGCAUGUGCGCCGCAGGGUAUGGCUACACGGGUGACGAUUGCGUUGAGUGCGGGUUUCAAUUCUACAAGUCCUCCGCAGGCAAUGAAGCAUGCAGUGAGACCAUUCGGUGCGACAAGGGCGAACGGUGGUUCAAGCCAUCGAACACGGAGGACGCCACAUGUCCACCCUGCCCAUUGGGCAAGUAUCAGGACAAGACUGGUCACCGCGACACGCAAUGCUACGACCCCUCCACGUGCGAAGCUGGGAAGUACGUGACGCAGGAGCCCAACACGAAACAGGACCGGGAGUGUGGCCUGUGCGAACCAGGCAAAUACACAGGGGCGCCCAACCAGCCAACCUGCAACGACUGUCCCGGUGGCAAGUACCAGAACGCCGAAGGGCAAUCAGAAUGCAAAGACCCGACCGUCUGCAUGCCUGGCGAGUACAUCAUGGCUGAUCCAACCGCUACCACGAAUCGAAUCUGCUUCCAUUGCGUGGAGGGCAUGUACAGCGAUACGACCAUGGCAGAGCAAUGCAAGACAUGCGACAGCGGGAAGUACCAAGACCGUCACGCUCAAACAGGGUGCAAGAACUGGCGCACCUGUGGCCGGGGAAAGAAGUGGACAGCCGGCUCGACCACCGAUGACGCAACAUGCUCAAACUGCGGGCCAGGCAAGUACCAAGACGAGAUCGGCCACCAGGACACGUCGUGCAAGGACUGCCCCACUGGGGAGUUCCAACCUGGCAGCGGCGCCUCAAGCUGCGAGGUCUGGACGACUUGUGGACAGGGCGAGAAGUGGAUAUCUGGAUCGGCGACAGAGGACGCAUCGUGCUUGCCAUGCGGAUCACAGGAGUACCAAUCCAAGACCGCCCACCAGGACAUGUCGUGUAACGCCUGGACCACGUGCAGCAGCGGCUACUAUGUGACCGCCGACCCCACCUCCUCAUCCGACAGGACUUGCGACAAGUGUGAUGCCGGCACAUACGGCGACACCACAAACGCAGACAACUGCAAGAGCUGUGGCCCUGGCAAAUACCAAGAUGUCUCUGGCCAAACAGACUGCAAGGACUGGAAAAUGUGCAGCCAGGGCGAGAAGUGGACAUCGGGAUCAUCAACAGAGGAUGCGACGUGCUCGCCGUGCAGUCCACGCCACUACCAGUCCAAGUCUUCGCACCAGGACACCUCGUGUACCUCGUGGUCCACGUGUGGGCCGGGUAUGAGGUGA
This is a messenger RNA of Salpingoeca rosetta, 1443 nucleotides long. RefSeq lists its product as uncharacterized. The record is from RefSeq and is a predicted model, not a curated record. Gene Ontology annotation, molecular function: protein binding. The transcript is spliced from 11 exons. Lineage: Eukaryota; Choanoflagellata; Craspedida; Salpingoecidae. Bases 79 to 1443 code for a protein of 454 amino acids.